This is a messenger RNA of Gongylonema pulchrum, 1263 nucleotides long. The record is from the annotation of a GenBank genome assembly. NCBI's taxonomy places the organism in Eukaryota, Metazoa, Nematoda, Chromadorea, Rhabditida, Gongylonematidae.
AUGGCGCUGGCGCACGUGGAAGUGGCUCUCGUUUUCCGGACAGCAGCAGCAGCAGCAGCAGCUUCUCGAGCAGUCGAAAAUACGAUUUUGGUGAAAUGCAAACAGCUCAGCAUAUGUCACGAGGUUUUAUGGCCAAGAUUACGUCGAGUUUUGGAAUAUGCUGGCAAAGGGUGUUUUUUUUUUCAGGCUGAGCUGAGUCACUGGUGUGCGGAAAAUCAGGUAACCGUGGAGGGCAGCGAACUGCCUCAUCCAGUUUUUGAGUUCGUCGAAGCAGGCUUUCCCAAAGUCAUCACGGACUUGCUUGUGCGGCAUUUUCGAAAACCGACUAUUAUCCAGUCAAUCUCGUGGCCGAUUGCACUGAGUGGCCGAGACAUGGUUUCGAUAGCCAAAACAGGCUCCGGGAAAACACUCGCGUUCAUCCUCCCAGCAAUUGUUCACACAAUCGGCCAGCCAGAUCGAGGUCGUCAAAAAGGCGCGUCAGUUCUGGUGCUCCUACCAACGAGGGAGUUGGCUCAACAAGUUGAAGACGUGGCCAAAGAGUAUUGCAGAGUGACAAAUCUUUCGAUCACAUGUCUGUUUGGUGGUGCUCCAAAAGCUACGCAGGCUCGUGAUCUUGAGAGAGGUGUUGAUAUCGUGAUUGCGACUCCUGGCCGUUUGAUGGAUUUUUUGGAAGCGGGUAAGACGGAUCUCCGACGUUGUACUUAUCUGGUAUUGGAUGAAGCAGACAGAAUGCUCGAUAUGGGAUUUGAACCGCAAAUUAGAAAGGUGGUUUCGCAAAUAAGAUUAUCUGCAAAUCAUAACAUCACACAGAUCGUUGAAAUCGUUGAGGAAGUGGACAAGCAACAGCGCUUGAUAGCUCUACUCAGUGAGAUCAUGAAUAAGGAGGAUUGCAAAACGCUUAUUUUUGUGGAAACGAAACGCAAAGCUGAUGAUUUAACACGCUGGAUGCGUCGCGACGGCUGGCCAGCUCUCUGUAUCCAUGGUGACAAGGGCCAGUCGGAACGAGAUUGGGCGUUAAAUGAAUUUCGGUCCGGCAAAACUCCAAUCCUUUUGGCGACAGACGUGGCGGCACGUGGACUGGAUUGGUCGUCAGCUGAAGGGAAGAUGUGGUCCGUGAUAACAUUGGACCGCAAUCGUACCUUUGCGCAAUUUGGGCCUCACAGCUGGAGGCCGGACCACCGGUCGCACACGCAAAUUCAUCGACAACACGAUAUUGUUAUGGAUUCAGUGGCCAUACGACAGAGCUUCCUCUACUUGUUAUAA